AUGUCAAAUCAAAGAACCUUGCAGUAUGGUAUUGCGGCGGCAUUAGGUGGAGACGAAAAUACACUCAAUAUCCAACAUACGAGCGGUAGUAUAUCCGCUCCUCAUCUUCCCUUCCCUCCAACUGACCAGGCUUUGAAUUUGGCCUUGAAUUCAUUACGCUCGAACAAGGGAAACUUUCCCAUAAAUGCAUUUAUCAUUUAUCGGGAACUAUUUCUAGAAUACUUAAAAUCUAAAUCUCAAGGAGUACAAUUCUCUGACCCAUCAUCUGUAAUAUUGGAUGCUUGGUCAAAAGAACCUACAAAUGUCAAAAACUUUUAUUCAGGGCUGUUAUGUUCUAAUGCCUUGAAUGAGACUUCUCAGACGGUGUUUGACUCCGUCAUGUCUCCGAUAGAACAUCCAAAUUCGGUGUCCUUUUCUGUUCAAGAUGAAAAUGGUUAUGAUUUUGACUUAUUUAACUCUGGUAGCUCUGAAUCAAUUGGUGGUCCUCCUACUCCAAUGUCAAUUACUAAUAGCCCUUUUGACUCAUCUAACAUUCCGAGUUCGGAAAAUAAUGCCAAUGGGCGCUUGUUUUUCCCGGCUCUUGCUCAUAUCCAACGAAGGCCAUCACGUGGGGUGAACGAAGUUGAACAAAGUUGA
Messenger RNA from Racocetra persica, 636 nucleotides. The record is from the annotation of a GenBank genome assembly. Lineage: Eukaryota; Fungi; Glomeromycota; Glomeromycetes; Diversisporales; Gigasporaceae.